Molecule: messenger RNA, 1673 nt
Organism: Salmo salar (Atlantic salmon)
Lineage: Eukaryota; Metazoa; Chordata; Actinopteri; Salmoniformes; Salmonidae
Product: cell division cycle protein 20 homolog
Biological process (GO): anaphase-promoting complex-dependent catabolic process; positive regulation of anaphase-promoting complex-dependent catabolic process; positive regulation of ubiquitin protein ligase activity
Cellular component (GO): anaphase-promoting complex
Molecular function (GO): anaphase-promoting complex binding; protein binding; ubiquitin ligase activator activity
Source: RefSeq, a predicted model, not a curated record
CUUUUGUCGUUGAUUAUUCAGGAAAUCGACGUCUACCCUUUUCACCAAUCAGACUAACGGAUUUAAAAAAAAUGUAUGAAAUGUAUGCAUUCACUACUGUAAAUCGCUCUGGAUAAGAACGUCUGCUAAAUGACUAAAAUGUAAACUGAUGCUAUUCCGCUACCAUGAUUACCACCUAAAUAUUUUGAAUAAACCAAUCACGACAGCGUAAGAAGUGUCGUGGUUAUUUUGAAAUGUCGAAUUUGACUUGUUGCAGAAAGAAACACGUAUCGGUAAAGUUUGGGAUGCUAAAGUACAUUUUCACAAUAACGUGUGGAAUUAAGUCGGAGGAGUCUGAAAGGCAGAUUCAAACAUGGCCCAAAAUGGAUUCGAGGAUGACAUUCAUAGCAUUCUGAAGCUUGAUAUGCCAAUCACAAACGCGCCCAUGGCGAGGUGGCAAAGAAAAGCCCUUUCGUCCAUGUCUACCAGCAGUGCCAACACCAGCACUCUAUCACCUGGCAAAUAGAGUUCUUAGUAUGUCCAAGACGCAUAGUAAAACAGCAGGUUACCAGAACAACCUGAAAGUCCUCUACAGUCAAGUUCCUACCCCAGUCUCUACCAAAAAGACCAGAUACAUAUCAUCUGUGUCUGACACUUUCUUAGAAGCUUCUGAACUCCGAAAUGAUUUCUAUUUGAACCUACUGUCUGGAGCAGUCGGAACCUUUUAGCGGUUGCCCUUCACAACAGUGUUUACCUGUGGGACGCAGUCCAGGGUGACAUCGUCCUGCUGAUGAAAAUGAAGCGGGAGGAGGACUAUAUCUGCUCCGUGUCCUGGAUCAAGGAGGGCAACCUCCUGGCUAUUGGUACCAGUGACUUUGUGGGAUGUGGAGAACCAGAAGUGUCUACGCAGCAUGGCCAGCCACACUGCCAGAGUUGCCAGCCUGAGUUGGAACAAUUAUAUUCUCUCCAGAUCAGGUCACAUCCACCAUGAUGUGAGGGUAGCCGACCACUACAUCUUCACCCUGUCUGGGCACUCUCAGGAGGUGUGUGGGCUGAAGUGGUCCCCUGACGGGAGAUACCUGGCCAGUUUAGGCAAUGACAACCUGGUGUAUGUGUGGUCAGAUGUGCAGGAUGGUAGUGGCCAAGGCAGCAGUUUUGUCCACUGCUUCAGUGAGCACCAAGGAGCAGUCAAGGUGGCACCAGUGACCACCGCAUCUGGAAUGUCAACCGUGGCUCCUGCAUCAAUGGUCUGGACACUGUCUCAGAUCUCCUCUUUGAUGUUUGCGCCAAACUACAAGGAAUUGGUCUUCAGCCACGGAUAUUCCCAUGACAACAUAGUCAUCUGGAAGUACCCCUCCUUGACUAAAGUGGCAGAGCUCAAUGGUCAUGAGGACAAAAUCUUGAACCUUACCAUGAGUCCAGACUGCUCGACUAUUGACACUGUCCGGUUCUGGAAGAGCUUUGAGCUGGAUCCAGUCAAAAAGGCCAAUGAGAUGAAGUCCACUAGCAGCAUUAUACACACAGCUAUCCGAUAAUGGACUUCUAUAUUGAUCAACUCCUGUAUUGUUUACAUAAUUUAGUAGUUUUUUUUUCACUGUAAAGAUUCUUGUGUUUGAAUAGUUUGCCUCCUUGCUGCCACUUGAUAAUGAUUACAAAUCUGGAUUCACAACUAGUGCUAUUUAUUGCAAAUGCUG